AUGGAUAACUAUUUGCGUUCCGCGGAUGUAGCGGUUCUGUGUGGCGGCAUAUUGGCGUCCCUAGUUGUUGGUGUUGUAUACGCAGUGAAAGAGAGCCGUUAUGAGCCCUCGUCCUUCCGGUACCACCGAGGAGGCGGCAAAUUGAAUCCGUUUUCGGUCGCGGUUUCGCUAGUGGUGACAUUUUCAUCCUCCAUAUUCUACUUGGGGUACCCGAGCGAAAUCUACAUGUACGGAUCAUAUUUCUUUAUGCAAAAUCUAGGACUAAUGGUCGGAUACCUUAUGAUGUUCUAUAUAACGAUCCCAUUGUUUUAUCCACUACAAAUUACAAGCGUCUACGAGUACCUUCAGAUGCGUCACGAGUCCCAGAGAGUCCGACAGAUGUUCAUGUGGUUGAGUAACGUGAGAAUGCUUCUGUACGCGGGAAUCGUCACUUUCGGCGUCGCAAUCGGUAUGGAAGGGGUAACCGGCAUAUCCGCAUGGAUAUAUGUCGUAGUGUUGACGUCGAUAGCGGUGGUGUACACGUCAAUAGGCGGUAUUAAAGCGGUUGUGGUAACUGACGUAGUCCAAGGUGUAAUCAUGAUAGCUAUGAUAUUUGCCGUACUAAUUUACGGCUGUAUUCGUGUUGGAGGUCUUUCAACAGUGAUUGAGAUCAACCGGCCUACGGGUAGAUUACGGGUAUUCGACUUCGAUCCUAACCCGUUCAAGCGCCACACAUUCUGGACACUUCUAAUAGGCAACGGAUGGAUGUGCGCUGGUACCAUUUUUAGUCCAUCCUUGGUACUACGUCUGAACUCUGUCCGCUCUAUAGGGGAUGCAAGAAAGGUAGUAGCCAUGUCGAUCCCAGCUUUUGUGAUAGUACAGAUUCUUAUCAUGUGCGAAGGUCUAGUGGCAUAUGCAUACUUUUCACAGAAAGGUUGCGAUCCUAUUGCGUCGAAACAAAUAUCCAACCCGAACCAAAUUAUACCAUAUCUUGUGAAAGACUUGUUUUUUGACGUUCCCGGUAUAUCUGGGCUGUACCUGGCUGCGCUGUGCAGUGCGUCACUGAGCACCAUCUCUUCGCUGCUCGGCUCUAUUUCAGCAAUCACUUCCGAGGACCUCAUCAGGCCGCGGUUAAAAGAAGCCUCCGAAAAGAAGCUAACGCAACUUUCCAAAUUAAGUGUCGUCUUGGCCGGAGUGGUCUGCAUUGGUAUCGCCAUACUUAUCAGCCACGUGAAAGGUCCGUUGUUUCAGAUUACCGGCAGCAUAGGUGGGGCGGUAUCAGGGCCAAUAACGUCCGUGUUCCUCUUGUCAAUAUUCGUUAGAUGCACCACUCGGAAGGGUAUCUACACUAGCAUCGUAGUUGGAGGGUGCUUUGGCAUGUGGAUGUCACUAGGGUACAACUUUUCCCCCGGUCGCCUGCAAACUGCAAUAUUGCCGCUGGGUCCUACUGACAAGUGUUUCUCAUAUCACAAUACGUCGUUGGCCCGUGUAAACUUCACGACAACGCCGACGUCCGUACGUUUGGGAAACGAUUCAUUUGAUGACCAUUUGCAUUUUGACGAACUGACAUCUGCUAACGGAACACUAUUUGAUACGACACUGACACCCAGCAAAAACAUUACGCCGGAUGUCGCUGUUCUGUGUGGCGGCAUACUAGCGUCCCUGGUUGUUGGUGUUGUAUACGCAGUGAAAGAGAGCCGUCAUGAGUCCUCGUCCUUCCGGUACCACCGAGGAGGCGGCAAGUUGCACCCAGUUCCUGUCGCGGUUUCGUUAGUGGUGACAUUUGAAUCCUCAAAUCCUAUUUGGGGUUACCGAGCGGAAUCUACAUGUACGGCUCAUAGUUAUAACGCGAUGCUAAUCACAGGGCUGAUUGCCGGAUACCUGAUGAUGUUCUUCAUAACGAUCCUGUUAUUUUAUCCACUACAAAUCACGAGCGUCUACGAGUAA
Messenger RNA from Dreissena polymorpha, 1926 nucleotides. RefSeq names its product sodium-coupled monocarboxylate transporter 1-like. The coding region runs from base 1 to 1926 and encodes 641 amino acids. The record is from RefSeq and is a predicted model, not a curated record. Gene Ontology annotation, cellular component: membrane. NCBI's taxonomy places the organism in Eukaryota, Metazoa, Mollusca, Bivalvia, Myida, Dreissenidae. Gene Ontology annotation, molecular function: symporter activity. Gene Ontology annotation, biological process: sodium ion transport; transmembrane transport. The transcript has 2 exons.